Molecule: messenger RNA, 939 nt
Organism: Chrysemys picta bellii (western painted turtle)
Lineage: Eukaryota; Metazoa; Chordata; Testudines; Emydidae
Product: olfactory receptor 52P1-like
Biological process (GO): G protein-coupled receptor signaling pathway
Cellular component (GO): plasma membrane
Molecular function (GO): G protein-coupled receptor activity; olfactory receptor activity
Source: RefSeq, a predicted model, not a curated record
AUGGCAGCUUUCAACCUCACCCCCUCUGACCCUUCAACCUUCAUGCUAAUGGGAAUCCCUGGCCUGGAAGCUGCUCACGUCUGGAUUUCCAUCUGUUUUUCUACGUUCUACAUUAUCAGCCUGUUGGGAAAUUUCACAGUUCUGUUUGUUGUAGGGAAAGAGGAGACCCUGCACAAGCCGAUGUUCCUGCUGAUCUGCAUGCUGGCACUCACAGACAUUUGCUCAUCUACCUCCAUCAUGCCAAAGGCACUGUGUAUAUUUUGGUUCAAUUUAAAAGGCAUUACGGUGGGUGGCUGCCUCACCCAGAUGUUCUUCAUUCACACAGUUUCUGUUAUGCACUCAGCCAUCCUUGUGACAAUGGCCUUCGAUCGCUAUAUUGCCAUAUGCAAUCCUCUCAGAUAUGCCACCAUCCUCACCAACGCACGAAUAGCUAAUCUAGGGCUAGUAUGUUUGAUAAGAGCUGUUCUCUUCAUUUUGCCCUUGCCCUUGAACUUGAUCAGGCAGCCAUUCUGUACCAACCGCAUUAUCCCCCAUACAUACUGCGACCACAUGUCUGUGGUGAAGAUAUCGUGUGGGGACACCACGGUUGACAGGACGUAUUCCUUGGUGAUUACAUUUGUAGUCACUGGGUUAGACCUAACGCUCAUUGCCCUGUCUUAUGGUCUGAUUGUCAGGGCCGUCGCCAGAAUCUCCUCCAAGACAGCCCACCAGAAAGCCCUCAACACCUGCACAGCCCACAUCUGUGUGAUGCUGACAACUUAUACUCCCUUCCUCUUCACCUCUCUGACAUACCAAUUCGGUCAGGGCAUUGCUCCCCAUGUUCACAUCAUCUUGGCCAACCUCUACUUCCUCGUCCCUACCAUGCUCAACCCUAUCAUUUAUGGGGUCAAAACCAAAGAGCUUCGUGACAAAGUGAGCAAAUAUACCAGCAGAAGGUGA